Colletotrichum chrysophilum is the source of this 1134-nucleotide messenger RNA. RefSeq lists its product as uncharacterized. Bases 1 to 1134 code for a protein of 377 amino acids. Gene Ontology annotation, biological process: transport. Gene Ontology annotation, molecular function: transporter activity. NCBI's taxonomy places the organism in Eukaryota, Fungi, Ascomycota, Sordariomycetes, Glomerellales, Glomerellaceae. The transcript has 6 exons. The record is from RefSeq and is a predicted model, not a curated record.
AUGGAGUCCCUCAUCCGCGUCAGAGCCCUCGGGAACAAAACGGACAAUGACGUUUGCCCCAUACAAUCCCUCGAUGAAAAUGCUUCGCAGCCAUUUAUCGGAACCAUGUCUUUCUACAAGUUUAACAUGAUUCUAUCCGGAAGCUUUACGGCUGCUGCAUGCCUCAUUAUCUUCGUCUUCAUGUUUCUUCACGCGACGCAUCUUAGCAAGAGUAACGAGCAGAUCAAAAUCUUGCGCAUCUCGCUCAUCAUUCCAUUCUGGUCGAUAUUCUCGUUUCUUUCAAUAUGCUUCCCGGCAGCACAAGUCUAUCUGCACCCGUGGCUUGAGUUCGUUCAAUCCAUCUGCCUUGGCACCUUUUUCCUGUUGCUGUGCGAAUUCGUCUCCCCGAGCGAGCAACACAGGGAUGUGUUCUUCGCAGCUCUUACCAUCAAGGACAAAAAGUCCGAAACUGGAACGCAAGAUGGCUUGCAAUGGUUCAGGUAUCCUGUUGUCUCCUUGUUGAUCGCCAUCCUGACGGCCAUCACACAAGCCGCAGGUGUUUACUGCGAAUUUGCUAGCAAGGCUCAUUUUGCUAAACUCUGGCUUUCAAUUAUUGCCAGUGUAUCGCUUACAAUCGCAAUCAUGACGGUUAUCCGUUUCUACAUGCAGUUGAGAGGCCACCUAGCCCAUCACCAGCCCUUGGCCAAGUUUUUGGCAUUCAAGCUGGUUGUGUCCCUGACGUUCCUUGAAAAUAUUAUCUUUUGGAUUCUCCGAGAUGUCGGGGCUUUGAACCCCACGGCGAUGCUGACCUGGGCGGAUCUCAAUAUUGGCAUCCCUUCCAUGCUUAUCUGCAUUGAGAUGUUCCCGUUGGCGAUCUUCUUCCACUACGCCUACUCCCAUCGCCCUUACAUCAUCGGUGGUGGUCACGCUCGCCGCCCCGUCGCUGGAGAUCUGGAGGCAUAUGAACCUCAGAGUUAUUCUGGCGGACCAGGAGGCUUGUGGGCACUCGUGGAGAUGUGGAACCCCAUGGAGAUUGUGGAGGCUAUCAAGUUUGGUUUGCAUAUGAAGGCAGAGGAGCGUAAGCAGAGAAACGCCCGCAAGGGGUUUCCUAUGACAAGCUACCAGCCUGUCGAUGACCAAUACGGCAGAUACUAA